CUGGGUUUAUCAGAAGAGCCACUAAAAUAAUGUCUAAAAUAUAUUUUUUAGUUAGUACUUUGGUGGUGCUAGUGUUAGCAACAUGUGUUUUAGCACAAGAUGUCUCUCAAAAAACUCCAAAUUGUCCUGAAAACUGCAAGCCAACGCUUUUCUUUCCCGACUACAACUGCAGUUAUUUCUGGAUUUGUCGGAAUGGCGUAGCUGAGAAGCAUAACUGUGCUCCUUUUGAAUGGGAUACCAGUCAAAACACAUGCGUCCCGCCAAGUUUGUCCAAUUGCGUCGAUGGAAAAGGAUGGAAUUCUACUGAUUUAAUAUGCCCAGUAAUGACCACUCCGUCUACAACUACAUCGACAACCAAACCUACUACAACAACAAAAAAAACUACAACUGCAACAAAAUCUACAACAAUCACCAAAUCAACUUCUACAACUUCAGCCGGUACCACUAUAGCAUCAAACCCACCAAACUGUUCAAGCGAUUGUCCAUACAACAUCUACCUGCCACACAGCAAUUGCAGCUUAUUCUGGCAAUGUGCCAACGGAAUAGCAACGCUGCUAGAAUGUCCCUGCGAUCUUCACUAUAAUCCGGAAGCUAACGUUUGCGAUUGGCCGUGGAACUUUGAGCAUGACGUCCCUUGUAGAGAUUGGACUUGGGACGAUUUGGAAUGUGUUCCUCCAGAAAGCACCACCUAUGUCAGCACGCUAGAGCCUAUUGAUCCUCCCGAUUGUCCAGAAGAUUGUCCCCAUAAUAUUUAUGUCGGUGAUAAAACAAGUUGUCAAUACUUUUAUCAAUGCGUCAACGGCAGAGCUUACAGGAAGAAAUGUCCUGAAGGAUUGGUAUUUAAUUCAGUAUCAAAGACUUGCAAUAUCGGAGGAUGUAAUGAAUAUGGAUGGACGUGGGAAGACUUGAUUUGUCCCGUUUAUACCACUGAGAAACCUUGCUGCGAAACAUCUACAGAAAAUCCUCUAGCACCGCUUUGCCAGAAAGGAUGCCGUGAGACAAUCUAUUUGGCAGAUUAUGAUUGUCAUUAUUACUGGGUAUGCUUCGAUGGUAUAGCUACGAAGAUGGCCUGUGCUGCUGACUUGCACUGGGAUUCUAAAGAAAAAGUUUGCAGCUACGAGAAAGAUGCACACUGUGAUAAAAUGGGGUGGAGCGAGGAUGAAUUAAUAUGCCCAACAACUAUUAGCACGUCAACUAAUAGGCCUGAAACGACUGGUACUACUCCAAAGCCCCAGAAAUGUGAACCUGGUGUUGUAUUCUAUCCAAACCCGAAGGAUUGUCGUACAUAUUGGGAAUGCUCAAAUGGUGCUGCCCAUUUGAUGCCAUGCCCAGCUGGGCUAGAAUGGUCCACGGAAGAAAAUCGUUGUGAUUGGCCAUCGGUUGCUAAUUGCGUCCAAAUUGAAUAAACCAGUGAGUGUCAUACGAACUAAUGACAUAAAUGACCAGCUUCAACGGAAUUUAUGCCAACAUGAUAAACCUAUAUGCUAGUUGUAUUUAAUAGUGUAUAUAUUUUUGAUUCUGUGAUCAAUGUACCUAAACAUUUUAAAAAGUUAAUAUUUUGUAUAAAAACUAUUAUUAUUGAUAAAUUA
Ceutorhynchus assimilis (cabbage seed weevil) is the source of this 1589-nucleotide messenger RNA. NCBI's taxonomy places the organism in Eukaryota, Metazoa, Arthropoda, Insecta, Coleoptera, Curculionidae. The record is from the annotation of a GenBank genome assembly.